AUGAGGCUGGACUGGCUGCAGCUGCUGCUGCUUUCACUGCUGACCGGCCUCCGGGGCUCCGCGGCGCCGCCGCCGCCGCCGCCUACGUCCGCCUGCAAGACCUCCGACGACCGGCCGAGGAGCGCGGGGAAGAGCCCGGCGUCCGACAGGAAAGUGGUCUGCAGCAACAUGGAGCUCCAUCAGGUGUUGCCUCCGGACUCGUUCCCCAACAGAACGGUCACGCUGAUCCUAAACAACAACAAGAUCCAAGAAGUCAAAAAUGGAGCCUUCCUUGGGUUGUCUGCUUUGGAAAAAUUGGACCUGCGGAGUAACAUGAUCAGUCGUAUUGAGCCGGGAGCUUUCCUGGGAUUGAGAGCUCUGAAGAAGCUGGACCUGUCCAACAACAGCAUCAGCUGUCUUAACGCGGACGUCUUUAAGGGCCUGGACAGCCUGAGUCGACUAAACCUUUCAGGAAACAUGUUCUCCUCACUGGCUCAGGGAGUGUUUGACAGGCUGGUGUCUCUGAAGGCAUUGGAGUUCCAGACGCCUUACCUGCUCUGCGACUGCAACCUUCUGUGGCUGCUGCGGUGGAUCAAGGACCGCAACCUUUCUGUGAAGAACACCAAGUGCUCCUACCCGCAGUCUCUCCAGGGUCAGCUCAUAACCUCCCUGAGGCCAGAGCUGCUGACGUGCGAUGCUCCACUGGAGCUGCCCUCGUUCCACCUAACGCCGUCCCAACGUCAGGUGGUCUUCCAGGGGGACAGCCUGCCGUUCCAGUGUCAGGCUUCCCUCGUGGCCGAGGACAUGCAGGUUCUCUGGUACAAGAACGGCCGCAUGGUCAAGCCAGACGCCACUCAGGGCAUUUUCAUAGAGAAGCGUAUUGAACAGAACUGCUCCCUCAUUGCCAGUGCCUUAACCAUCUCGAACAUCCAGCCUGAUUUCAUGGGGAACUGGGAGUGUCGGGUGCGGACGAGCCGGGGGAACACCACCAGGACCGUGCACAUUGUGGUGCUGCAGAGUUCUGCCAAGUACUGCGCUCCUGAGCGGGUUUCCAACAACAAGGGGGAGUUCAGGUGGCCCCGCACUCUGGCAGGUAUCAAAGCCUACCUGCCCUGCAACUCGCCACCGUCCAGCGCACGGGCCUACUCGGGCAUCCCGGGCGAAGAGCAGCAGGCGUGGCGCCACUGCACUCCCGAGGGCCUGUGGGGGGAGGAGGACUACUCCCAGUGUCUGUUCCAGAAAGAGGUCACAAGGUUUCUCUACUACAUCAACCAGAUGUCUCUUAACGAGACCAACGUCGUAACCAAAGCUCGAAGCCUGUUUGUCUACACGAUCGACGCGGCCAACUUGUCCGACAAGAUGGACAUCAUCUUCAUGGCCGAAAUGAUCGAGAAGUUCAGCAAGUUUGUGGAGAGGUUCAAAGAUCUGGGCGAGGUGAUAGUCAGCAUGGCCAGUAACCUGAUGCUGGCCGACGAGAGGGUGCUGUGGAUGGCCCAGCGGGAAGCCAUGGCGUGCACCCGCAUCAUCGCCUGCCUGCAGAAAAUCACCGCCCAUCGCCUGGCCACCGCCCAGCCCUUCUCCCUGACGUCCCCCAACAUCGCGCUGGAGGCCCACGUGCUCAGGGUCAAGGACUGGAACGGCACGACCUGCAUGCUUUUCCAGAAGGCCAGCCCCGAGCGGCUCCUCAGCCCGGAGCGCCAGCUCUCCUUCAAAUGCAACACCGACGGCUCCUUCUCCACCGUCUUCUACAAGGGCACCACGGUGGAGGCGUCGCUGCAGCUCCCGCAGUCCCUGUUCAGCCCGGCCGCCGGCGGCGCCGCUCCGGGGCAGCCGGACGAAAACGUCUACAAGCUCUACCUGCUGGGCUUCCGCAACGGCAAGUUUUUCCCCUCUACCGGCAACACGUCCCUCCUGGCCGACGGAGGGAGGCGGAGGAGCGUUGCCACGCCCGUCGUCAUGGCAAAGAUAGACGGUCUCUCCCCGCGCGCCCUGCGGACCCCCGUCAACGUCACGCUGCGGCGGUUCGCCCGCGGCUCCGACGCCGUCGCCGCCCGCUGGAAUUUCAGCCUGGCGGGCGGUCAGGGAGGCUGGAGGAGCGAGGGCUGCCGCGUCCUGGAGAACCACGACAACUUCACCACCAUGUCCUGCAGCUCCCUGGGCAGCUACGGUCUGCUCAUGGACCUGACCAGCGUCGACCAGUUCUCUCCAAGCAUCCAGCCUCUGCAUCCGGUCAUCUAUGCCACAAGUGUCAUCCUCCUCCUCUGCUUGCUCGCCAUCACGAUCAGUUACAUCUAUCAUCACAGGUCUGUCCGCGUGAGCCGCAAGUUUUGGCACAUGCUGGUCAACCUCUGCUUGCACAUGUCACUGACGUGCGGGGUCUUCGUCGGCGGCAUCAAUCAGACCCGGUACGCCAGCGUCUGCCAGGCGGUGGGCAUCCUGCUGCACUACUCCACCCUGGCCACCGCGCUGUGGGUGGGCGUGACCGCGCGCAACAUUUACAAGCAAAUCACGCGCAAAGCCAAGCGCUACGAGGAGCUGGACGAGCCGCCGCCGCCCCCGAGGCCCAUGCUCAGGUUCUACCUGAUCGGUGGCGGGAUCCCCAUCAUCGUCUGUGGAAUAACGGCGGCAGCCAACGUGAAAAACUACGGCAGCCAAAGAUACGCGCCAUAUUGCUGGAUGGCAUGGGAGCCGAGCAUCGGGGCCUUCUACGGACCGGCGGGCUUCAUCCUCUUCGUGGACUGCAUGUACUUCCUCAGCAUCCUGCUGCAGCUGCGUCGACACCCCGAGCGCCGCUACGAGCUGAAGGAGACGAGCGAGGAGCAGCAGCGUCUGGCCUCGGUGAGCAGCGAGGCGGCACCAGAGGGUCCCGGCGGCCACUCGCAGCCCCUUGCCGCGCCGCUCCAGCCCGGCGAGGCGUCCGGCUUCAACGCCGUGGCGCUCUCGGCCCUGGAGAACGAGCACACCUUCGCCGCGCAGCUGAUCGGGGCGGCGGGGGCUCUGGGGCUGUAUUCGGGCCUGUGGGCGUUCGGCGCCAUGGCGGUGUCGCAGGACCACCCUUUCGACAUGGCCUUCACCUGCCUCUUCGGCCUGACGGCGCUGGCGCUGGGGGCGUUCAUGGCGGCGCACCACUGCGUCAACAGACAGGACAUGAGGCGCUUCUGGCUGCAGGUCUUCUGCUCGGGAAGGCGAGCGUACUCUGCGCAGGAGGAGGUCCUGCUGCCCCAGGCGGGCCUCGCCGCGUUGCCCACGGUAACGGCGGACGGUAAGGCGGACGUGGAUUUGACCAAAUGCGGCCACAGCAGCGCGGACUCCUCCCACACCAACAGGAGCGGCCCGAGCGUGCGGCACUCCGGCCACGGCAGCAAGCUGACCAACCUGCACGCGGAGGCCGCUCAGUGCAAGGCCGCCUCCGCCUCCGCCCCGGCGACGGCGACGGCCAACGGCGCGGCCGCCCCGGACACCAGCCUGACGGAGCACUCGCUGGACAACGAAAUCAAAAUGCACAUAGCGCCGGUGGUGGAGGUGCAGUUCCGCCCGGCGAGCAGCAUCAGCAACCCGGCGGCGAGCGCGAGCAGGCACCCGAAGAACAGAGCGCGAACGCAGAGGGCGAGUCGGCUGACGGUGCUGCGGGAGUACGCCUACGACGUGCCCACCAGCGUGGAGGGCAGCGUGCAGAGCGCCCCCAGCAGGCGGCACCACUACUACGACAUGGCGGCGCGCAACAGCCGGCGCGCCGCCUACAUGGCCUACAGGGAGCGCCACCAGAGCCAGCUGCAGCAGGACAGCAGCGACAGCGCCAGCCUGCCGCGCCGCCCCCGCCUCUCCGACAAAGGAACCAGGACUGCCGCGAGCGGAGAGGCGGAGCAGGCGGCCGCCGCCGGGUCUUCGCCGGCGGCCGACGACGACGACGCUCGACCGCCAGCCAGCUCGGAACCAGAAAGCCACAGCAACAAGUCGUACGGACUCAACCUGGUCACCCAGAACGGCGGCACGCUGAAAAAAAAUGGCCACGCGGCGCCUCUGAUGAACGGCGACGGUGUCUGCGUCAAAACGGGCCUGUGGAAGCAUGAGACUACCGUGUAGCAGGACCGCAGGGGGUAGAACACUCAUGCCCCUUUUACACUGUGAAAUAUCAUUUGUUUUUGUUUUUUGUUCUUCAGAGAAAAUAUCGGAAGUUAGCAGGAACUCUGCUUGUAGAUACGCUUUUGUAAAUGUUCUAUUUUAUAUACCUUUUAAAGUCCUGCGAGUGAGACUGCAUUUCUUUACCUUCGUGCUUCUUGGUCCCACCAUUAGUAAUAAAACAAAGUUUAAUUUACCGUAA
Fundulus heteroclitus (mummichog) is the source of this 4300-nucleotide messenger RNA. It is a transcript of the gene adgra3, whose product is annotated as adhesion G protein-coupled receptor A3. Lineage: Eukaryota; Metazoa; Chordata; Actinopteri; Cyprinodontiformes; Fundulidae. Gene Ontology annotation, cellular component: external side of plasma membrane; plasma membrane. The record is from RefSeq and is a predicted model, not a curated record. Gene Ontology annotation, molecular function: protein binding; G protein-coupled receptor activity. The transcript is spliced from 19 exons. Gene Ontology annotation, biological process: cell surface receptor signaling pathway; G protein-coupled receptor signaling pathway. The coding region runs from base 1 to 4062 and encodes 1353 amino acids.